Penaeus monodon (black tiger shrimp) is the source of this 1510-nucleotide messenger RNA. RefSeq names its product extensin-like. The coding region runs from base 89 to 1087 and encodes 332 amino acids. Gene Ontology annotation, cellular component: extracellular region. The record is from RefSeq and is a predicted model, not a curated record. The transcript has 6 exons. Lineage: Eukaryota; Metazoa; Arthropoda; Malacostraca; Decapoda; Penaeidae. Gene Ontology annotation, molecular function: chitin binding.
AGGGAAGACUUAGUGUGGCGUUGGCUUUCGCAAGGGACAACAUUUACCUUCCAGCGCCUUUCAGUGUGUGACCCUCUGCAACGGAGCAAUGGCAGGGUGGACUAGUAAUACUGUUUUGACAUCGCUAGUAGUUGCAGCAUGCCUUGGACUCAUAAGCGCAGCUGUUCCUGGUCCAAUAGAUCCGAGAUAUCCGGAUUACAUUGUGUACCCCAGAGUCCCGUGUGAGAAAGAAGGCGUGUUCCCCCAUCCCAGAAACUGUUCUUGGUACUACAGGUGCGUCGACAGGUUCGGCAUCGGAUUUUAUUGGACGAGUCACUUCGAGUGCGAACCGGGGACCGUGUUCUCCGAUGACCUUGACCAGUGCGUGUUCCCCUUUCUGACCGGACCGCCCUGUGGCACGGCUGGAAUCCCGUCAGGCGUACCCACUAGCCCGUCUACCAUUCCACCUUCAACCGCCAGCCCGUCUACCAUUCCACCUUCAACCGCCAGCCCGUCUACUACAACCCCCACUCCACCUCCAACCACAAGUCCAUCCACUACAACACCCACUCCACCUCCAACCACUAGCCCAUCCACUACAACCCCCACUCCACCUCCAACCACUACAACCCCCACUCCACCUCCAACCACUAGCCCAUCCACUACAACCCCCACUCCACCUCCAACCACUACAACUCCCACUCCACCUCCAACCACUAGCCCAUCCACUACAACCCCCACUCCACCUCCAACCACUAGGCCAUCCACUACAACCCCCACUCCACCUCCUCCACCCACAACCCCAUCUACUACAACCACAGCUCGUCCGGUAACAGUCACUGAUAAUUUCUCCGUGAAGUGUUCUCACGACAAUCAGCGACCCGAAAAGCCAUGGCCAACGAAGCGUUAUUGUCAAGCCUUCGCCCUGUGCUCGCCGACUGGACAGUUCCUCGGUGAGUUGGACUUGUGUGAUUUCUAUUUCACGUGUCGCCUGCAAGCGGACGGGACGUGGAAAGCCGAGUUGGAGAGAUGCUCCGGAAACGAUCUCUUCGACUACGAAAAAGACAAAUGUGUUCCCCGCCCUGCAGAUGAAUCUUUGUGUGGAUGACUACAUAUAAUCUCCAGGUUCUGAACAUAGAGAAGAUGACGCAAUGAGAGUCAAUCGGCGGUCGAAAACAUGGUUUCAGCCCAACACAGGGAGGAGCUCAUAGAUAUUUUGUAAGGAAAAUGUAAAAUUGUGUUUGAUUGCGGAUUGUCUACUUGUGUUUCAUGUGUCCGUUUUUUGGCCUCUUUUCUUUCUUGAAACUUCUUUUCGUUUUUCACACUUUCGUUUUUUUCUGUUUCUCGGUUAGGUGAUAAUGAGAUAUAUUUAGAUGUGAUUACAGAUUAUACAUAUGCUGGUACAUAUUGAUCUGUCCCUGUUUUUGGUAUCUAUUUAUCUAUUUAUCGUAUGCAUAAGUACACAAGCAUACAAACUUGCGCGCGCGCACACACACACACACACACACACACACACACACACACACACACA